Molecule: messenger RNA, 7395 nt
Organism: Sclerotinia borealis F-4128
Lineage: Eukaryota; Fungi; Ascomycota; Leotiomycetes; Helotiales; Sclerotiniaceae
Source: the annotation of a GenBank genome assembly
AUGUUUGCGCGAACUUUCGUUGUCUUGUGCAGCGUCUUGCUAAAUACACAGGUCGAUGCCUUGCGCUACGAGGAAAAAUAUGUGGGAUACAAUCUGAAUACGAAUGAGACAGCGACAUCACCUGCUGAUUAUUGGGGGAAAUGGGAAGAUCAUGAAUUCGCCCAAUCACCCACGAAUUGGCGUGUGCCUUUCUAUUCCUUCUUUCUUGACAAAUUCGUCAAUGGAGAUCCAACAAAUGAUGAUAUUAAUGGAACCAAAUUCGAAACCGAUUAUAUGCAAACCCAAUUACGGCACGGGGGUGAUCUUCAGGGUCUCAUUGACAGUUUGGAUUACAUACAAGGAAUGGGAGUGAAAGGAAUUUACAUUGCCGGCAGUCCUAUGAUUAAUAUGCCCUGGGGUGCGGAUCAAUACUCUCCACUGGAUCUUAGUCUUCUCGAUCAACAUUUUGGGGAUAUCGACUUGUGGAGGAAAACCACUACUGCCAUCCACGACAGGGGAAUGUAUGUUAUUCUCGACAACACAAUGGGAACCAUGGGAGACUUGAUGGCUUUUAAGGGUUACGAGAACUCUUCGACUCCAUUCACUCUAGUCGAGCACGAAGUACUUUGGCGUGAUGAUAACCGCCAAUAUCUGGAUUUUGCCUUCAGUGAUAAGUAUAAUGAUACUUGUAACUAUCCAAGAUUCUGGCUUGAUACUGGAUUUACUGUCAAGGACGAUGUCACGGAUCUCAUGAAUGGGUGUUAUGAUUCUGAAUUCGAUCAGUAUGGUGAUACGGAAGCUUUUGGUGUUUUCCCUGAUUGGCAACGUCAAUUAUCGAAGUUCGCCUCUGUUCAGGAUCGUUUGAGAGAAUGGGUUCCAUCUGUGAGAACCAAAAUCGAGAUUUUCACUUGCAUGAUCAUCUUGCAGCUAGACAUCGAUGGACUGCGUGUGGACAAAGCAACACAAAUUACGGUCGAUGCAUUAGGAAGUUUCAGUCAUUCUGUUCGGGAGUGCGCAAGAAGUGUCAACAAAACCAAUUUCAUGGUUACCGGUGAAAUUACGGGUGGUAAUACUUUUGGAAGUAUUUACCUUGGGCGUGGACGUCAACCCGAUAUGUUACCGGCUUCCAUGGCCGAUGCUGUCAAAAUGACCUCCAAUUCCAGUUUAGCAUACUUCAUCCGUGAUCAUGACCAAAAUGCGCUUGACUCUGCUGCUUUUCACUACAGUAUUUACCGUUCACUCACUAGAUUCUUGGGAAUGGACGGAAACCUGGAAAGUGGUUACGAUACACCAACGAACUGGGUCAAUGCCUGGAACGAAAUGCUUAGAACGAACGAUCUUAUCAACCCAAACACUGGAGUAUUCGAUCCCAGACACAUGUAUGGGGUCAGCAAUCAAGAUGUUUUCAGGUGGCCAGCUAUCAAGAAUGGCACGCAGAAACAACUUUUGGGACUCUUCAUUACUACUAUUCACAUGCCUGGUAUACCUUUACUUUUGUGGGGUGAAGAGCAAGCAUUCUAUCUCUUGGACAACACAGCCGACAAUUAUCUCUUCGGUCGACAAGCCAUGUCUCCUUCUCAAGCAUGGCAAACUCAUGGAUGUUAUACUCUUGGUAGUGGUACCUUCUAUCAAUUCCCCAAUGAUUCUUGCACCCAAGGCUGUCAUGAUGAUUGGAACAGUCAUGAUCACAGAGAUCCAUCCCACCCAGUACGAAAUAUCAUCAAGGCAAUGUACCAGAUGCGAGAAAAUUACCCAGUCUUGAAUGAUGGAUGGUUCUUGCAACAACUUUCCAACCAGACAUUCGAUAUUAUAUUACCAGGUAGUAACGGUACCGCUACCGAAACUGGAAUGUGGAGUACUCUUCGAAGUCAAUUUGAUGGUAUUCAGGAUUUGUCUGAGGCUGGUGGCCAAGCAAACCAGUCUGUUUGGAUGGUUUACCACAACAAUUAUGAUACCAUAACGUAUGAUUUUGAUUGCGCUAACAAUAACUCUAUUGUUGCUCCUUUUCUUGGUGGUGUAACAGUUAAAAACUUGUUCUAUCCGUAUGAAGAGGUUACUUUGAAAACAGGGUUUGCCAGCUUGAAAAUUGCAAAUGAAACCGGCUACAAUGGCUGCCUCGACAGUCUCACCCUUGCCCCAUACGAAUUUAAGGCAUAUGUCCCAAAGAAGAACUGGGUUGGACCUUCUCCUAUGAUUACCUCCUUUUUCCCAGGACACGAUGCAAGACUUCCCUCAACAGUUUCUCCUGGACAACAAGAAACCAUCGAGAUUGAAAUUGGUUUCAGUGAUGAAAUGAAAUGUUCCGAUAUUCUUUCGGGCAUGGUAAUUUCUUCGACAACAGAGGAUGGAAAGGUUGCAACAUUAGCAAAUGCUACCGGCGAAUACUCUUGUACUCUGCUUUCGAGCCCGGUUAAUGUCACCGAUUACGUCGGAUCGAUUCCAACUCUCUGGACUUUCAAGGGAAAUCUCACAAAUGUGUCUAACGGUGUACAUUCACUUACUCUCAAGAAUGUCCCCAACAACUCUGGUAAUUCUACAACUGGAGCAACAGAUACAUUCUUGAUUCGCGUGGGACAAGUUGAUAACCCGAUUGUUUUCCCUGGUUCCGCGAAUUUUACUCGAGAAUUACUUCACAAGCAGGACAAUGGUACAUUGUAUGUCAGCCAUAAAGCUGCUGGAGCGGAUCUGUUUAAAUACUCUUUGAACUGGGGAAGUUCAUGGUCCGAAUGGUUGCCAUACGUUGGUGGGAAUACAACACUUGAAGCACAGGCUUGGACUGGUACAAAUAAACAAAAAUGGGAUGGAGAGCACGUCAUCAUGCAAUACUGGACUAAACUUACUGGCAGCAGUGAUUAUGUUCAACAUGCUGACUUGGCGACUAAUCCAUAUUCGCGACGUCUUCCGCACUUAUUCGCCAAUGGCCCAUACAAUCAAUAUGGAUACGAUACUGGUCUUGAUAAUGGCUUUGUUUUAAACAAGGAAAAUAGUCUCUGGGAAUACAAAUUCAUGACUGAAUGGCCAGCUGUAAUGCAAGUCAAUGUUUGGGGUAUGAAUCCUGAUGGUCAACCUGAUGAAACUAUCGUUAUGGGAGAUAUUGACGGUGAUAAUAUCCUCGAUCGCAUGCCGCCAUCAUCGCUUUCCACCGCACUCAUCAACAUCACCAGAGUGCCACCAAAACCAUAUCUUGGAUACAAAAUUGCAAUCGACGAUGGAACAUACAGAUAUUAUCAAAUUCCUUACGGAAAUCGUUCAUACCAAAUGUUGAUGGUAUUCCUUUUCUGGAUUGUCCCCGUCCUUAGUGGUGGCUUAAGUAUCUGGCUCUUCAUGAAGUCUUUCUAUGCUGUCAAACUCAACAGUAUUGGUGUCAAGGAGUCGAAAAACUUUAUUCCACUGGCUCUUCGAAGAAAGUUGAAGAGAGAUAAGAAAGAGGACCAUUCCGAGAAAGAACUGACGGUUAUGGGAGGCUUACAGUCCAUGUUUCACGAAAACGCCACACAACUUGGACUUCAGGCUGAUGUUGGAGCCACCGGACGUCGAACUGUGCUUAUUGCUACCAUGGAAUACGAUAUUGAAGAUUGGGCUAUCAAGAUUAAGAUUGGAGGUCUUGGUGUUAUGGCACAAUUGAUGGGAAAGAAUCUGGGUCAUCAAGAUCUUAUCUGGGUCGUCCCUUGUGUUGGUGGAAUCGACUAUCCUAUUGAUCACCAAGCUGAACCUAUGGAUGUAACAAUUCUCGGAAAUUCCUACACUGUUCAAGUCCAGUACCAUACUUUACGCAACAUCACCUAUGUUCUUCUCGAUGCACCAGUCUUCAGAGCACAAUCGAAGUCUGAGCCAUACCCAGCUCGUAUGGAUGAUUUAGACUCGGCCGUUUACUACAGUGCUUGGAAUCAAUGUAUCGCUCUUACUAUCAAGCGUUUCCCUAUCGAUUUGUAUCACAUCAACGAUUACCACGGAGCCGUUGCACCAGUCCAUCUCCUUCCGGAAACAAUUCCAUGUUGUUUAUCCCUUCACAACGCCGAGUUCCAAGGCCUAUGGCCAAUGCGUAAUCAGAAGGAGAGAUCCGAAGUUUGUCAAGUCUACAACAUUCCAGAAGAAGUCGCCAUCAAGUAUGUUCAAUUCGGAGAUGUAUUCAAUUUACUCCACGCCGGAAGUUCUUACCUUCGCAUUCACCAAAAAGGUUUCGGUGCCGUUGGUGUCAGUAAGAAAUACGGAAAACGUUCUUGGGCAAGGUAUCCCAUCUUCUGGGGAUUGAGCAAAAUCGGAAACCUUCCUAAUCCUGAUCCUUCUGAUACUGGAGACUGGAGUGGUACCCAAGAUUCAAUGGUCAACACAACUGUCAACCAGGACUUUGAGAGCCAAAGAGGUGAGCUCAAGAGACAAGCUCAAGAAUGGGCUGGUCUUGAUCAAAAUCCUAAAGCUGAACUCUUGGUCUUUGUUGGUAGGUGGUCGAUGCAAAAGGGUAUUGAUCUUAUUGCUGAUGUCAUGCCUGCUGUUUUGGAGGAGAACCCAAAUGUCCAGCUCAUCUGCGUUGGUCCUGUUAUUGAUCUUUAUGGAAAAUUUGCUGCUCUCAAACUGGAUGUUAUGAUGACAAAGUACAAGGGUCGUGUUUUCAGUAAACCGGAAUUCACUGCCCUUCCACCUUUUAUUUUCUCGGGAGCUGAAUUCGCCUUAAUUCCAUCUAGAGAUGAGCCUUUCGGUCUUGUCGCUGUCGAGUUUGGUAGAAAAGGAGCUUUGGGUAUUGGUGCCCGUGUUGGUGGUCUUGGUCAAAUGCCAGGUUGGUGGUUCACUGUCGAGUCUACUACGACAACCCAUAUGCUUCAUCAAUUCAAACAAGCUAUCAAGGAAGCUUUGGCCUCAAAACUGGACACUCGACAAAUUAUGAGAGCACGAUCCGCCAAACAACGUUUCCCAGUCGCUCAAUGGGUCAAUGAUCUCGAGACAUUGCAAAGUAAAGCGAUCAAGACCCACGAUAAGGAAGAAGCAAAACAUGCUGGUAGACCAAGAUCUAGAGGAAGAGAUGGAGGAAAUCUUUUCUACUCUUCCGCCAAGAGACUGUCAAGUUUCGGUAGUAUGGCUAGUACUUCACAGCUUGAUGUUGCUAGUACCAUUGGUUCCAUAAGACCAUCCUCGCCAACUCGAAUUGAAAAGCCAGCUGCCGGGGGAGGACUCAACCGAAGUCUUUCCUUGGGAUACCGAGCUGGUCCAGGACAUCGCGUGAUGAAGAAACAAGUGAACGAUAGCAAUGUAUCACUCCAAGCAGGAGAUGUGGGUAAAAUCGACGAAGGACUGACUGAUGUAGAAGAAGAUUCUGAUGAUGAGGAUGCCCGAGUUCGUGACGACAUAUACGAUGAAUACGUACUCACACCCGAAGAAUUAGAAGCCCAGAGACAACAAGAGAGAGGACGAUCUGAAAGUCCCGCUGGCGGCGCAUUCCUCGCACCAACACCAGGAUUUUUGGAUUCUCCACGACGAAGUCCAAGCGGUAAUACUGGCAGUUUACACAUUAGCGAUUCCGAGUAUUCCUUGCCACGUCAAAGGGAUGGCUCAAACAUUUAUUCCACUCACUCAAUGCCUACUUCACCAGGCUUAGAGUCACCCGGCACACCAGGAGCGCAUGAAUCUUUACUUCCGCCUCCUUCGAUCUUCGGAGCAGGUGGCGAAAAUAAUGCAAACAGAGCUUCCAUGCUGAGUUUAAGUUCAGUCAUUGGAGACAAGACAGAUUUUAAACUUCAAAAGGUCGAUCCAUUCUUCACUGAUACUCAAGGAGAAUACUACCAACAGUUUGCCAAGAAUCUUGACGGUCUGGAUGGAAAAAAUAGUGAAGGACAAUUGUGUAUCGAGGAAUAUCUUAUCAAAUCCGAAAAGAAAUGGUUCGAUCGAUUCCGUGAUGCACGAUUAGGAAGAGGUUCAGUCGCACCUUCGUUUUCUGCGCUAGGCAGUGGACGAAGGUCUCACGACAGUCGCGGGCGAUCCAACAGUCGUGAUAGCUUCACCAACGAUACCAUUGUUCACUCGAGGCAAAACUCCAGCCAAGAUAAUAUAGCACUCACCGGUGGAUCUUCCAAUGAUCAAUUCUUACUCGGCAAAGAUUACAAACCACCUACAGGUCUCCGUCUAGUCAUGCAAUAUCGUUUCUUCGAUUGGCCAGUCUACUCGUUUUUGCUCGCCUUUGGUCAAAUCGUCGCAGCUAAUUCCUAUCAAAUCACACUUCUUACUGGUACCGUUGGUCAAACUGCAGAGAAACUUUACAUUACGGCAACCAUCUAUCUCGUUACCUCGAUUAUGUGGUGGGAGGUUUUCUCCUUCUUCAAAUCAAUCUACGUCCUCAGUAUUCCUUUCAUCUUCUACGGACUGGCCUUUUUCCUCCUCGGUUGUGCUCCUUUUGUUGACAGCGCCGAUGGCAAAGGCUGGGUUCAGAAUGUGGCUACUGGUUUGUAUGCUGUUGCCGCAUCUUCCGGUAGCAUAUUCUUUGCCUUGAAUUUUGGAGAUGAAGGAGGAUCCCCAGUAAAAGCAUGGGUCUUCCGCGCCUGUAUCAUUCAAGGAACACAACAAGCUUACGUGGUCGUCCUCUGGUUUUGGGGAGAUUAUCUCAAUAAACGACAAGCCGAUGGUCUCGGAGCUUCUUUCACAAGCGCGAGUCCCAAGAUGUCUGCAGUCGUGAUCCCGAUUGCUGUACUCAUGUGGGUUGUUGGUGCUGCCGUCUUCUUUGGGUUGCCAGAAUAUUAUCGACAAGCACCUGGAAAAGUUCCCUCUUUCUACGCCUCCCUCUUCAGACGUAAAAUCGUCAUGUGGUUCUUUGCCACGGUUCUCAUCCAGAACUUCUUCCUGUCGACGCUCUACGGUCGUAAUUGGCUUUACCUCUUCUCCUCAGCGAUCGCCCCUACAUGGUCCAUCGUACUUCUCAUCAUAUUCUUCUUCGGAUUCUUAUGGGCAGCCUUCCUCUGGUUCUUCGCAGUGUUAAGUAAAGAUCAUAGUUGGAUUCUACCUAUCUUUGCAAUUGGUCUCGGAGCCCCUAGAUGGUGUCAAAUGCUUUGGUCUUGCAGUCCUAUGGGUCAAUAUGUACCAUGGGUUGGUGGGGGUCUUGCUAGCGCCUUGUUCUCACGAUCUUUGUGGCUUUGGCUCGGUAUGCUUGAUGCGCUUCAAGGUGUUGGAUUCGGAAUGAUCUUGCUUCAAACUCUCACUCGUGUCCAUAUUGCUUUCACUCUCAUCGCCGCUCAGGUUUUGGGAUCAAUAGCUACCAUUGUAGCCAGAGCUUGUGCACCGAAUAAUAUUGGACCAGGGCCCGUGUUCCCAGAUUUCAGUGACGGAGCGGCUGGUUUGGGCAAUGCCUGGUUUUGGAUUGGAUUGAUUUUCCAACUUAUCAUUUGUGGUGGAUUUUUUACUUUCUUCAGAAAGGAGCAACUUAGCAAACCUUAG